Maudiozyma saulgeensis is the source of this 759-nucleotide messenger RNA. Lineage: Eukaryota; Fungi; Ascomycota; Saccharomycetes; Saccharomycetales; Saccharomycetaceae. The record is from the annotation of a GenBank genome assembly.
AUGUUUGGAGAUACCUAUAGAAAUUCAUUAAAUGAUUUGCCUCUUUUCAAUAAUAUCAAGAAGCAAUUGGAACAAAAUCGAGAUAAAGAGAAGAAAUCACCACGAACUCUCACGCAUAAUAAAAAUGAAAGGACGAGGAUACGAAGUAACAGAUAUAUGCAUUCGCUUAAUGCGUAUAGUGCUAGUAGAUCUCAACCAUUACGAUAUUCUAGAAACAUGAAAGGAAAAAUUGAUUAUUUGAAUGUUGAAGUAGAGAAUGAGAAUAGAAGACGAAAUCAGUUACGAUCUUUAGGAGGCAAUAUUUUUAAACCAAUUGGAUUUGAAUCCAGAGGGAAAGAACCUGAAGUAAUCAAGCAACAAGUAUUAACUAAUAGCAUAUAUGAUUCAUUGUGGAAUCGAACUAGUAUAACGCAUCUAUCUAAUAUUGAAUCGCCAUUCAUGAUUCAAGGAUGUAUAUCAUCUGAUGGAAAUGUCGAAUUCAAUUGUGAUGAAGUAGAAGAGAACCAAGCAUCGAAUAUGAGUCUUGAACGUCGAGGAAAUAAUAUACCUGGUCGAAAUGAAUUAAACUUUAGAUUUCAUGAAUCAUUUCAAACUUCAAAUAUUGUUGCUGUUGAACAUUCUGGGAUAGAUACAUUUGAUAAUGCUAAUAUAUUAGGUCUAACUAUACAAGAACCCGAAGACGAUGAACAAAGGGAGGAAGAUGAGAAUGAGAGUUGGGAUGAAGAAAAUGCAAUUUGUUACGAUGAUGAUACGAUUUGA